This is a messenger RNA of Sinocyclocheilus anshuiensis, 966 nucleotides long. It is a transcript of the gene spc25, whose product is annotated as SPC25 component of NDC80 kinetochore complex. NCBI's taxonomy places the organism in Eukaryota, Metazoa, Chordata, Actinopteri, Cypriniformes, Cyprinidae. The coding region runs from base 115 to 825 and encodes 236 amino acids. The transcript is spliced from 7 exons. The record is from RefSeq and is a predicted model, not a curated record. Gene Ontology annotation, biological process: chromosome segregation. Gene Ontology annotation, cellular component: Ndc80 complex.
ACGACGCGUUUAUCUGACGCCACUUCCUGUUUAACUGCUGAUGUUCCGGGCGCGGAUUUUUGAAAACAACAAGAAUACAUUUGCGUUUAUAUUCACGCCAUAAAACGGCUCAGUAUGGCAUCUAUCAGAGACUAUAAUGUUGUGGAGCAGUUCAACAGCAGACUGGAGGAGAUCAGGACCAAACUGCUGGACCAGGCCAUGGGAGAGCUGCUCAAUGACAGGGUGGCAGAACUCUGUCAGGAACACAGGCAGUACAUGAAGUCCGUCUUGGGUACUUGUUUUAAGAAAUGCAAGGAGGAUGAAAACAUGUUUGACAUGAUACAAACAUUCAAAGAAGAUUUGAAAGAGGAAACAUCUUCACUGAAAGAGAAGAGUGCUGAACAUCUUGAGGUGGUGUCAGCGAUUGAAGACAAAGAGCAUCACAAGGCGCUCUUAUUCCAGAGAAUCGAGAAGCUCAAGAAGGAUCAGGCCAAACACAGGGAAUUGAUUCAGUCACAAAAUAAAGCCAACAAGGACAGACUGAAAAAUCUGAACAUAUGUAAAGACAUCUUUCAGAAACACCUCAGUCUUGAGAUCAGAAAAAUCCAAGGUGAGAAGCUGCAGUUUGUCUUCAGGAACAUCAGUCGUAAAGAUCCAGACAUGGUCCAUACGUUCCUCCUACAGCUCGAUGCAGAGGGCGUUUACCACAUUGUCUCCUGUGACCCUCCUCUGGAGAAAAUGGCACAUCUAGAGCGCAGACUGCAGGAGACCAAUAACUUUCCCGCCUUCCUUGCAAACGUCCGGAGAGAGUUUGUGGCACUUCACAGUGGCGCAAAGACAGCCUGACUGACGAACAAAAGCCGAUUUUUCAUUUCAGAUCCAUUUAAAACGGUCAGAGACCCAGACACCGUUUUUAUAGACGUUUAGCACAUACAGUAUAUUGAGCUUUUAUUUACCUAAACCAUCAGUAAUUACUUAAUAUGAAAU